AUGCAAGCUCUAAAUAAGAACACAACAAACUUUUCAAACUAUUCUAAGAUAUCUGAGUCAUUGAAAGAAGGAAACUUAAAACUGACAUUAAACCCAAUGACAGAUGAGUUUCUAUUUCAAGACAAGAAGAACAAUACUGUCUGUAUAAAUCCAACAAAAGGAACUUUAAACGAGAAACCUAUAAAUGAACUUCUUUUGAAAGCAGAUGUUGACAACAAAGCUGACAAAGAAUAUGUAGACGAUGCAAUAGCAAAAGAAGAAGAAAGAGCUAACAAUGCUUAUGCAACAAAAGAACAUACUCAUCCUGAACUAGCAGACAAAACAUAUGUUGACAAUAAAAUGUCAAGUGAAGUGACAAGAGCUGAAAACGAAUAUUCUAAAAAGACUCAUAUACAUUCUAUAUCUGAUAUUACAAACUUACAAGAAACCUUAAACAGUAAAAGUGCCGUUGGACAUACACAUACAUCUUCUGAAAUAACAGACUUAAACGUUAGCCUUGAAAAGAAAGCAGACAAGAACCAUACACAUGAUUUCUUCACAACUGUUGCUAUAGAAAGUAUUGAAGGAACGGUUGAAGAAACUGGUGGGGAUGCAUUAUAUUGUAAACCUCCUAACUUUCCACAAGGUUUAACAUCGGAUGACGACAUAACGACGAUGAGAAACAUUAGAUGUAAAGAUGUUUAUGUCAUGAAGGAUGAACAUAAUAUUAAAUUCACUGCUCAAGAUUUAUAUGACAAGAAAGCAGACAAAACAGAGCUUCAAACAUUAAAGACAGAAAUGCUUCAAACAUUAUAUCCUAUAGGCUCUAUUUAUACGUCAAUGAACUCUACCAGACCAGAAACAGUUUUAGGUUUUGGAACUUGGACUCAAAUAGUCGACAGGUUUUUGUAUUGUGCAAACUCUUCAAAGGAAACAGGUGGAAGUAAAACGAUUUCAGGUGAAAAUUUACCUGCACACAGUCACUACAUAGAUUUAAGUACAUCUCAAGCAGGUUGGCAUAAGCAUAGAUAUUGGGAUUGGUCAGCAAUGACAAAAGGUAAAGGAUAUGAUGUUAAAGACAACGUUAAGUUUGCUAUAGAUUGUUACUGGAGUAACACUGAGGGAGGAGGAAACCAUACACAUCGCGUUACAGGAUAUACGCAAACAACGGGACAAA
Trichomonas vaginalis G3 is the source of this 1156-nucleotide messenger RNA. Its product is annotated as phage tail repeat-like family. The record is from RefSeq and is a predicted model, not a curated record. The transcript has a single exon. The annotation marks the transcript as partial. NCBI's taxonomy places the organism in Eukaryota, Parabasalia, Trichomonadida, Trichomonadidae.